Molecule: messenger RNA, 1581 nt
Organism: Bombina bombina (fire-bellied toad)
Lineage: Eukaryota; Metazoa; Chordata; Amphibia; Anura; Bombinatoridae
Product: protein phosphatase 1 regulatory subunit 3C
Exons: 2
Coding region: 246-917 (223 amino acids)
Biological process (GO): regulation of glycogen biosynthetic process
Cellular component (GO): protein phosphatase type 1 complex
Molecular function (GO): glycogen binding; protein phosphatase 1 binding
Source: RefSeq, a predicted model, not a curated record
UUAGCUAGCCUUAGUAGGCGCAGGUCGCCGGUGGGAGAGAUAGGGUGAUUUAUGCGGUUGGAACUUUAAAGGAAACUUGUAACUAAGCCAGUUCUUGCUCUAAUGUACCGCUUUCUCCCCUGUGUAACCAUCUGUCUCUUCCCCGGUGUGCCUUCUUACCACCUUGCACUAAUUUAUAAUCCGUUCCGUGUUUGGAUUAAGAAUUCUGCGUAUUCGAAAGAUUAUCUCCUUUUUAGCAGUUUGUAAUGCCUGGGGACUUCUCAAUGUGCCUCAUACUUAGCCCCCCUACACCCCACCAUCUACGCCUCUCAACCUCUGCCAUUCUACGACCUUGUCUGUCACCAACUCCUCGCCCCCCGGAUCCUCGCAAAAAAGCAGUAGUAUUUGCUGAUGCCCUGGGACUUGCCCUCACUUCUGUUCGUCACUUUGUCCGGCAACCCUUUGAAGAUGAUUCUUUGAUGCUUACAUUGGCUUCAUUGCGUGUUCUUCGACCUUUGUCAAGCCCCACUUACAUUUUGGAUUUCCCCCCACCAGCGAUGGACUAUCUUCAAUUUCGGACAAAACUGAUGGACAAGUUUGUGAGCCUUGAGCAAUGUGCAGUACAGGGGGAAGCAGUGGCGGGCACUGUGCGUGUGCGUAACAUAGGAUUUGAGAAGAGUGUGACUCUGCGAGUUACAUUUGACAACUGGCAAAUCUACAACGAUCUUCCUUGCUGUUAUAUGCGAGACCUACAUAGCGGAGGGGAGACAGAUUCUUUUUCCUUCCGGUUGGUGCUGCCUUUGGGCACAGAGCAGGCUGAAUUCUGUAUUCGUUUCUGGUGUGAGGGUAAGGAAUACUGGGACAGCAAUGAUGGUUGCAACUAUUCCUUGCACAAGAAGGCAGAACAUGGUGGAUUUAGGCAGAGACCAUAUUGGUAAAGCUAUAGCAUGGGCGUACUGUUUAACUGCUCAAGUACUAGGGUGUUCAGGCAGUUGAGGGGCUAAGAAUUGCAUAGGUCAUGUCUUAUGGGGGGCAAGAAAACAAACAUAAAUGCCAUAAAGACAUGCAAAUGAAAGUGGAGUCUUCCAAAAUUUAGAACAAAGUAUGCUCUCAUGGGAUCAAGUGACUUGCUCGUUGAAUUCUGUAAUGUUUUGAUUGAUCUAUUAAGUUUAUUUAUGUAAGUGUAAUGUAAACCCUGAAUUUGAGAGAGGGAUUUAUUUUUAUAGAGGGAGGGGAGCAGUUUUCUCCUAUCAACUUUACUACUACAUCCAUAAGAAGAGGAAAUGUGCAAGACACUCAGAUUAAACCAGCGGCAACAGCUUUCGGAUUGGAUGCUACCCUUUUAACAAAUUCUUGCUGGACUUGUUUUUGUUUUGAGAGGGGGGGGGGGCAGGACAAAUUCAGGAUAGUUGUUUACAGUCUGUUAUUUACUGUUCAUCCUGCUCCUUGCCUGUCCUGUACGUAAAUUGUUUAACCAGCCUUAAGUCUGGGAUAAAUACUGAGCUCUGUGAUAGCAUUGCUUUUAAUGUUUCCCAAACAAAAUCCACAUUUUUCUACUUUUUACUUCAAUUUCAAAUAAAUGUUAUUUUUUACUCUGGACAA